Messenger RNA from Bactrocera latifrons, 3911 nucleotides. RefSeq names its product mucin-5AC. Gene Ontology annotation, cellular component: extracellular region. The record is from RefSeq and is a predicted model, not a curated record. Lineage: Eukaryota; Metazoa; Arthropoda; Insecta; Diptera; Tephritidae. The transcript is spliced from 5 exons. Gene Ontology annotation, molecular function: chitin binding. Bases 1022 to 3844 code for a protein of 940 amino acids.
ACGAUCAGGUCGUGCAUCGCGCACCACAACGAGUGGUUUGAACAUUUUUUUUGUGUGUGCUUCUUUGCCUUGUCUGUGGGCACCGGUGAGACUUUGUGCGCGCUGUAAAAACUUUGUGCGCAGCAUUUGUUGUGUGUUUCUUGUUAUUGUUGUAUUAUUUUACUCACUUACUAAAGCUGUCAAUUACAACGAGCGCUUUCGUGUAUUUACAUAGUUUGUUUGUAAAAACAUUGUUUUUUUUUUGUAUAUACAAAACGGUUUUCUUCGCGUUUCGCUGCACAUUGUAAACGCUUUGGAGCGCCAGCGCCAGUGUCCGCCUUUUAAAGACACCUCAAACGCUCGCACGGACGUAUACGCAUGCGUAUUUGCAUUUGUUUUUCCGCUUGAGUGCCGUUGCGUCUAAUAGCUAAAACCGACAAACGUUGCAGGCGUAGAGCAAAAAGGUUACCGUUAAAUCAAGCAACCAAACUCCCGCAAUAGCGAUGACAAUCAACAGCAACUACAACAAAAACAAAGUGGACUUGUGAAAAUCUCAAAAACGUUUUAAACGCGUGUAUUCGGUGUUACUUCUUGUUGUUGUUGUUUUUUAUGGAACAGCUGCAAUUAGAAAAUCAUUAACUGGAAUUAAAUUGCAACAGCGGUGACUAGCGGAAGCGUAUUGUUGUUGUCUGAUACGCGUUCGUGGUCUUUUACUCUUUCGCAAUUCUGGUACAGUGCCUUACUGUGUCUUCAUAAUUGUGUUGUUAUUGCCAUUGUUGUAUCUAAUUGAAGGUGCGGGUAUCCUUGAAGUGCGCGCAAGUGACAAGUGAAGUCAAGCAAAGAAAUAUAAUAAAUACUUCUACAUAAAUCCACCGGAAAUUAUCACGAUAGUUAAACGAAUCGAUUAUAUAGUUUUAAUUACCUGUAAAAACCGUUUAAUCGCCUGUGAAAAUCACUACUGCCAAACAUUUUUGGACAAGGACGUCAUUUAAAACUUAACAGAAAUUGGUUAACCUUUAGUGGAUAUUGCAACGGCAGCAUUAUGUUGGGGCUUCAAAGAUUAACUUGGAUUUAUAUCGGUGCAAUACUCUUGGCGACGGCGGCUUGCAUUCUGGGACAAGCGCAGCUGGACUAUCGCAAGCCAUGGCCGACGUACAGCCUGCAAAACAUGCCGCAGACGCGCUUCACAUGCCACGACAAGAUACUCGGCGGCUACUAUGCAGAUGCGGAGACUCAAUGUCAGAUGUUCCACGUCUGCGUCAAAGUGUCCGGUGUGGGGGUGCAGGACUUCCGUUUCUUGUGUCCCAAUGGCACCGCCUUCGAUCAGGAAGCGCAAAUAUGCGCUGAUUGGGGUGACGUCGACUGCGAGUCAUCCGUGCUCUAUUAUGGCAGUGACAACUUUGAUCUGUAUCGUCUGGGUUCAGGUUUUGAAAGUAAACGCGCACCUUUGGCUGAAGAAGAGGAGGCAACGUUCCAUUUGCAGCGUGCCGAGAGCAGCGAUAUACGCCGCUCCAAAGAGACGCGUGUUGAUCAAAAGUCACGCCCUGACCAACCGCCGAACUAUUCGAAACACUUCGGCGCAACACCGCAACGCAACUCUUUCCAUAAUUACGCAAAUCCAAGUACGCAAAACAACAACAACAACAACAACAAUGACAACGAUGAUUAUGCACCAACAAAAGCACGAAGAAUCGAGACGACACCGGCGCGUAGACCCAUUGUUAAUUAUUAUACGCCAACAACUUCCACAACCACCAGCUCCUCAACAACUACAACAACGACCACUGAACGCAAUUUCGACGACUCAAAACAAGAGUACGAUGAUAUCUUCAAAGGUUCGCAUAGUUCGCAUUUCUUCGCGAAUCGCAACGGCGGACGCGAGGACGAUUUUAUUGAUCACCCGGUGAAGGCGAAGUUCAACGACGUUAAUGACUACAGCAAGAAGACUACAGAAAGCGCCACCACUGGCAAAACACGCGCUCAGCCAACGCGCCCGAAGCGUAUUCAGCAAACCAGCACAACGACGACAACAACUACUACUGCUACUUCCACAUCACUUGCCACAAAUGCACCGAAAGUCAUAAAGAAGGUCACACUGCAGUCUUAUUACAACGUCAGUGGUUUCGAUUAUACCCAGCCGAAGUCCACUACUCCGUCGACUACCACUAUAUCUGCUACUUCGACUACACGUCCGAGUUACAGUGCUGCAAAUCGUUUCAGUUUCAAUUCAAAUGACUAUCAGACACAAGAAAAAAUCGAGCCAACGACCUAUAACCCGACGAGCGGUGUUUAUCGUAUUAAAAGCACAACACCGAAGUAUACCGAGUUCACAAGAGAGAGUACUGUUAGCGCGAGAGGAAGAAGUACGAGCACGAGCGGCAAUUCGUAUUUGCCCAAAGAGACGACGCAAAGUCAAAGUAAGCCGACCGCUGCGGCACGCAAAGCGCAAAAAUUAGAACGGACACAACAAAAGCUGGCCAUCGCGAAUGAGUUCGAUGAUUUCUCGAAAAUAAAGUUACAACCACCGCAACCGUUCCAGCCUGCACCAAAUACACUGUCAACGCAAUCGGCACAAUCAACGCAAUCAACGCAACCAUCUCAACGUCCCACUACAGCGAAUCAGUACCAAGAACCGCAGUACUUCCGUUCGCGUGGCGCAAAAGGUGAAAAGUCGCAACGCAAUCAGGGCAAUCAAGAACCAACUCCGUUUAGUGGCUCUCCGAAACAGCGCGGUACUCCCACAACUGCCGUCGUUAGUACGGCAAGAUCCUCGGUUAAUCCGGAGUCGCGUCCACGUGGUUUUGCCAGUCGCGGUAGCAUUAACUACAAAGCCACCACACAACGCGAGACGGACUAUUAUGCGCCUACGACAAGCACCACCAAGAAAUUCUCUACACUUGUGCCGAAAACACAGCAAUCGUUGACGCCGACAACAUUCAAACCAACAACUUACCAGAAACCACUGGAUACUUUCGUCUAUCAGACACAACAAACUAUACGUCCGUCAAGUAAGGCGACCAAACAACCGAGUAGUGCAAUUAACACUUUAACACCUACCACCGCUAAUCCAUACUAUGAUCCCGAUGAGGAUGACGGCCAAUACCAUCCGGAGUUGUAUGAGGUGGAUUUCCCACGCAAUCGUUUCAAUCUGCAACGCUCGUCCACAACAAAAUCGCCAACUACAACAACAUCAACCACACGUUCUUCUAACUACAACAAUGAUUUCCAGAAUCCGCAGAAACACCUGAAAACCCAACAACAAACCGCAUUCCGCAAACAACAAGAGCAAGCGGAGCCAACCGAUUUGAGCGAUGAAGAUGAACUCUUUAAAACCGCGCAUUCCUUGAAUUUCGGCGCUGCCAGCAUCAAUAAAUUGCGCGCAGACAUUUUCAAAGCCGAGAAGAACUCACAGCAAUAUAAUUCACAAUACAGUCCGAAGCUUGACCCGUCCACGACGAGAUCAACUAGCUCGUCAGCGGUCUACACAACAACCACACCCAGCACAACCUAUAAUUACUUCGCGUACUCCACAACUCAGCCGACAACUAAGUUGUAUACCACCAGCACCACAAACGCACCGCCAACGACGACAUCCACCACAACUACAACGAGACGUCCAACCACCUAUAUUACCACACCAUACAGUGUGCCAGUCUCGACCACCAAGGUCACCAAGGCGCCGAAAAGCAGCAAAUCACCAGGGAAAAAGGGCAAGAAAGGCAAGGGCGCCUCCAAGCGUCCACCACAUGCCGAUGAGGAUACCAGUUACGACUAUGCCUACUAUGACACCGACACAUUAAGCGAGUCCCCGCAGGAAUAUCCAGACUACGAGAUUGCUGAGUUCGUGAAAACGCGCAGGAACUAAGGAGGAUAGCUGAGGCAAUUCACACAAACACCCAUACUUCACAGUCGCGCCAUUAUUUACAGUUACA